This is a messenger RNA of Stomoxys calcitrans (stable fly), 1887 nucleotides long. RefSeq lists its product as uncharacterized. Bases 1 to 1887 code for a protein of 628 amino acids. The transcript has 6 exons. The record is from RefSeq and is a predicted model, not a curated record. Lineage: Eukaryota; Metazoa; Arthropoda; Insecta; Diptera; Muscidae.
AUGAGUGAAUUGUUUGAUUUUUUUGAAAAACACUCAUCAUACCACCGCAUAUACAAGAGACACAUGAGCAUAAAUAUUUGCGGUGGUAGUUUAUACUCAGGCAUUACCCGCUUGCUUGCGGUACAUACACGCACACAUCAGCACCACCGCAAAAUCUUUUGUGUUUUUGAAGAAAGCUGUUCCCUUGGUGAUAUUUCUCAUUUUUUUGCUCCAUCAGAUUUAAGUUAUUUUCAACAUCAUCAUCAUAUACCGCAUCAGCAAGCAAUACCUGUAGCCUUUCAACCAUCCUAUUCGGGAGUAUAUGGUCCACCACCGCAACCUGUUUAUCCUGGUAAUCCGGUGGGACCAUCGCAAGUGGCCACACCAGCUCCUGUGGCUCCAGUGGCCAGCAGCACCACAGAAUUUAGUUUACCCGAAAUUGUGGAUAAUCGUAGUGCCAAGGAUGAGAGACAGUUUAUACCAUUGAUUAAACAGUAUUUACCACCUAUGGAGGAGAGACCCAACUAUGAAAGUCCAGAGCAAGGAAAUCAAGAUAAAUAUCCCUUUAGUGGCUAUAACUACCAAAGACCCUCCACAACCCCCACUACAACAACCACUAGAAGACCCACAUCUAGACCAAUUGUGGUAGAAGAUUUACCACCACAAGUUUUACCUCCCAUUGCUCCCAUUAUACCAGCUUUUGAGAAUGAUGAAUUUGAUAAACCUACCUUCGUAUCACCAACACAAGGCUAUGACUACUCUAAACCAUCAACUCCAGCUCCAGUCUAUUUACCAGCAUCUACAGAUCAACAGACUCUGGUACAAAAUACAGAUCCAUCUAUACCCCCACUGCGUUUGCGGGUACAUGAAAUGCGUUGCCUUCAACAAACUCCAGGCGGAGGCUAUUUUCGUACGGUCUUGAAAGUGGAUAGUUUCAUUGGAGCCACACCUACUGUAGACAAUGAUUCUAGUGAUAAACGUUGCGAAUUAAAAUUGCAUAAAAGCUAUGUGGUUAUUGACUUAGCUGGAGAAGACUUUACCACAUGUGGCGUUCAACAAUGUGAGGAGGGUUUGUGUUUGCGUCUAAGAUUUCCAGCGAUACGAGGAAUGCGUACUGGAUCGGAUAAUAUAUUGACAUUGCAUUGCAAACCCCAGAGUCGAGUUGCAGUAAAGACACAUGCCCUGAAAAUGACAGUGGUCAAUGAAGUUCAAUCUCGCAGUCUCGGUACCUAUGCCAAAGGAGGUUCUCAAAAUGCAUUUCGUACCCAUGUUGAGUUAUUGAGAAAAACUCCACAAGGUUAUGCCCGCCAUGUGCAUGGCAAUGAGGCUGUACAAUUGGGAGAGGAUUUAUUGCUACGAGCUCAUGUGUUGGCUGGAGAUGGCUGGAACUUUACCAAACUCACCGAUGUCAGUCUGCAGAGAAUAUCACCCUCAGGCGAAAUGCUUAACAAUGUGAAUCUUGUAACAUCGCAGGGAUGCUUAAAUCCCUCCAUGAAGAGCAUAUGUUCUCAACCACCCUCCUAUGAUGCUCCACUUGGCUAUAAACUGCCCUUCAAAGCGGUUAUGUUUCAGGGCAUGCAUAGUGGCGAAGAAUUGCUGAUGACCAUGCGUAUAACAGGAUGUUUGGAUUCCCGAGAUUGCCAAGUGGCGGCAGAUCAAUGCUUUGCUCCCAAUGGCAAUUUAAUACGACGCAAACGGGAUACGUUGCCGACUGAACAAAAUCGAACUGAAAUAUCGGAAAUUUCUAAAAUCUCAUUUCGUGUCAUAAUGCCUGGCGAACAUGUACCUACAACUGCUGAUCUCCCCCAGGCAGAUCAGUCAAAAGCAUUUAUUCUCAUGGGUUCCAUUGGAUUUGUGGCUCUGUUGGUGGCUUUGGGUAUCUUCAGCAUAUUAAAAUUAAAAAAAUAA